Messenger RNA from Polypterus senegalus (gray bichir), 321 nucleotides. It is a transcript of the gene emc10, whose product is annotated as ER membrane protein complex subunit 10. The record is from RefSeq and is a predicted model, not a curated record. The annotation marks the transcript as partial. Lineage: Eukaryota; Metazoa; Chordata; Cladistia; Polypteriformes; Polypteridae. Gene Ontology annotation, cellular component: EMC complex. The transcript has 3 exons.
UUAGGUGAACCUUUGGAAGCGGAAGUCGGUGGUCUUCAGAUUCCUUUAGAACAUUCCUUUGAGCUAGAUGACAGCGUUGAUUUCAAGAAUCGAGCUGUGAUCCAGCUGAAACCAAGUCGAGAUACUGGUAUCAUUCAGUCUCAGAAUCAGCUGACAGAGGAGGAGCGUAACAAACUGAGGGAAGUGGCCUCAGUAGAUGGCUUAUACAGAAUUCGAGUCCCAAGAGUUUCUGCUCAGAGUGGGAUGACAGGUGGCUAUGUUUCCUCAUAUGUUCGAGCAGUUGAGUCUAUUUUCUUUACUUUCCAUUUUCUGACAAAGUGA